Messenger RNA from Pollicipes pollicipes, 345 nucleotides. RefSeq names its product ninjurin-1-like. The record is from RefSeq and is a predicted model, not a curated record. Gene Ontology annotation, biological process: tissue regeneration; cell adhesion. Lineage: Eukaryota; Metazoa; Arthropoda; Thecostraca; Pollicipedomorpha; Pollicipedidae. The transcript has 2 exons. Bases 1 to 345 code for a protein of 114 amino acids. Gene Ontology annotation, cellular component: membrane.
AUGGACGUGGCGCUGCUGUCGGCCAACGCCGACCAGCUGCGCACGCUGCUCAAAACGGGUGACUCGAACUCGCCCUUCUACGUCGCCUGCAUGGUCUUCAUCUCGCUGAGUCUGAUCGUGCAGAUGCGCUACAACAUCAACCGACCCGACCACUUCCGCAGGGCCGAGACCCUCAACAACAUCUGCAUGAUCGCCUCCGUCUUCCUCACCACCUUCAACGUGCUGAUCACGUCGUUCAUGGCGGAGGUGCCCGGCGUGACUGAGGUGCUCUCCGUGAACGAGGUGGAGACCCUGCCGAACUUUCCGCGUGACGCUAUCGACUCGGCGGAGCCGGUCGUCGGAUGA